Molecule: messenger RNA, 258 nt
Organism: Spirometra erinaceieuropaei
Lineage: Eukaryota; Metazoa; Platyhelminthes; Cestoda; Diphyllobothriidea; Diphyllobothriidae
Source: the annotation of a GenBank genome assembly
AUGGGCUUCAUUGCUGGCAACUCGGCCAAAGUCAAGCGUUGGGAUGAGCCCCAUCUCAACUUCGAUACCCAACCUACCUCUUCUUUUUUCUUCUUUGCAACGGAGUUUCAUCUCGCUCCAACCUAUGCAGUGCCAUGCGGCCCAUCUUCAGAAGAGGUCGCCUAUGCCAUACGAAAGCUGCGCAACAACAAGGCACCCGGAGAGGGCGGUAUACGCAUUGAAGUCUACAAGUCUUGUGCCGACACUCAGGCUCCAUGA